Molecule: messenger RNA, 1745 nt
Organism: Chenopodium quinoa (quinoa)
Lineage: Eukaryota; Viridiplantae; Streptophyta; Magnoliopsida; Caryophyllales; Amaranthaceae
Product: DNA ligase 1-like
Exons: 2
Coding region: 431-1531 (366 amino acids)
Source: RefSeq, a predicted model, not a curated record
GUUUCUUAGAAUUUAGAUGGAAGUUAAAUCAGUUUAAUUUAUAGAUAUUCGAUUAUUUUUAGAAAACGUAAUCCGAAUCAAAUUAUAUACUACGUAUUUGACUAUUUACAAUAGGAUUUGUGUAUGAAACUAUUUUUUUUUUUUUUUGAAAAAAGAUAAAAAUUUAUAAGAUAAAAGUUUAUAAGAUAGAGUAAAAAAUCGCCCACUUUAUUGCCUUCUUUGAGCAAAUACGGAAUAUUAGAAAUUAUAAAAUAAAAAAAUAAAAAUGAGGGAAUACAAACCCCUGCCAAAACCCUAGAUAUGUCCUCUUUCUCUUUCCAUUUCUCGCAGUUUCCCAUUGGAGCGCACUCCUCCUUCUCCAUUGAUUCAUCUAUCAUCCAUUGAAGCAGCUUUUGAGGAAGAUUAGAAGUUCUGAUUAUAGGAGUGUGAGAUGAAAACGGUGUCGGGGAAAGUAUUAUCUUGUAAGCCCGUCUCUAUUUCGAAAGCUGCGAAAGUUCUGUCAAAGUUUGUGUCUACAGACAAUGGAGCAUCCCCUGCGUUUGCUGCAUAUUUGAGGCGCGCUUCAGCCUCAUUUAGUGAACUUGCUCAGCUUCAUAAAGAGCAGAAGAGUUCAGGAAGUCGACACAAAGUUAAGAAGCAACGUUCACAUAGUAGUGUCACUGAAGCGACUGUUGAGUCUGUAUUGACUCAGAGUAAAGAUGGGUUGCUGGGGAAGGAGUCAAGUACGAGCAAGAGGAAAGAGGUUCGAGGGGUGAAUAAGAGUGAAGGAGAAGCCGGGAGUAUUGAGGAUGAUGGGGAGACUAAGAGGCAUAGGAGCAAGAACAGGGGAGAGAAAGAUGAGGGGAAACAUAUUGCAAGGGGGAGUGCAAUGAAGAUGGAAGUUCCGGAAACUGAUGGGAUUGCGGAUGGAAAUGCGGAAAUUGUAAGAGAGGCUGGGAAGAAGUCAAAGAUAAAGAAGGAAAAUAGUGAAAGUGGCGCUGUUACCAUCAAAGAUCAACCUUGCAGUGAUUAUGAUGCUAUCAAUUCGAGUGAGUUGAAGAAUAAGGAAUCAAAGAAGAAGAAAAAAAGAGAUAGUCUUGAGAAGGGAAAGCAUGAUGUUGCUGCAGAUAUUAAGAAGGAAGUUCUGAAAGAUGAAGUCGAUGAGCAAGCAAUUGAGAACGAAAAAAGUCAAAGCAGCAAGAAAAAGAAACACAAGAAGGAUAAACAUCAUGGUGAUCAAUCUGAUCAUGCUGCUGUUAAUUCGACUAAGGUCAAGAAUGAGGUAGAAAGUUUUGAUGGAAGUAAAGAUGGGAAGAAAGAAAAGAAAAGAGAUAAGCGUGAAAAAGAAAAAAGUGAUGAUCCUUUAAAUACGGAAGAGGAAAAGAAACAAAAGAAAAAACGAACUCAUGAAGAAAGAGAUAUAGAACAUGUAGGCAAGCUUGAAAUUGAGGCAGCCAACAACCGACAGAGAAAGAGGAAGCACGAAAGUGUUGUAGAUGAAGGGUUAGAGAAUUCACAGGAGAAACAUAAAUCAAAGAAAAAGAAAAGAUGAAGUAGACAAUUAGAAUACAGUGAUUCUUGACAUUUGUUACACCAAUUUUGGCUUAAAAAAAUUUAGUGAAUAUCUUUUGAUUGUGUUCCUAUUAGAUAGAUGACUUUAGUUGAGUUAUAACCUUGUCUGAAUUUUGGAACAUGUCCCUCUUAGUAUUAUAAUUUUUUUCUGAAUUGUACCUUUUGCCUUGUGUUAUCAAUUUGUUUCAAAUCAA